This is a messenger RNA of Neoarius graeffei (lesser salmon catfish), 1040 nucleotides long. It is a transcript of the gene rnaseh2c, whose product is annotated as ribonuclease H2, subunit C. NCBI's taxonomy places the organism in Eukaryota, Metazoa, Chordata, Actinopteri, Siluriformes, Ariidae. Gene Ontology annotation, cellular component: ribonuclease H2 complex. The record is from RefSeq and is a predicted model, not a curated record. Bases 211 to 621 code for a protein of 136 amino acids. The transcript is spliced from 5 exons. Gene Ontology annotation, biological process: RNA catabolic process.
CAAACAGUAGGAAAGUUCAAAGGAAAAUUUUGGUGACGUUUUCAUGUCAAUAACAAAAAGUCAAUCCCAAUGCAACCAUUUAAAUCCAAACCGCUAGCUGGCAGUAUUUUAUUGUAAACACCCGCCAAAACCGGCCUCGUGCUAAUCGUGCUGUCCGUAAACUGAGCGCAUUUUCUCCCAAACAAACAGAGCUGAUUUUAAAGCUCUCAGAUGGCAGUGAACAAUGGUGUAACGGUGCUACAACUCGGCUCUGAGAAUCCGAGGCAUCAGUCUGACCUCCACCUUUUACCCUGUGACAUCGAGCAUGACGGACCUGCACAAGUGGCCCAGUUUUUCACUCCUGCAGUGAAGGAACGAAAGCACGAAAAGACAGUGUCAUUUAGGGGUCGGGGGCUGAAAGGUCAGGAGGUGACACAUCCUCUGGGUUACACAGGAGUGGUGCUGAAGGAGGUACAGAGACCCUCGUCUGAUCAAGAAGACGGAGUUGUUAAGGUGUCUUCAUUUUUUCCGAAUUUUACAUACUGGAAUUUGGAGAUUCCUCCCACCUCGGAUGAUCGAGUCAUGAUGGCAAUGGUGUGGCCAAAAUUAGCAGAGAGGAUGCAUGCACCAGUGGCGGACUGAAAGCUUCAGCAGGACACAUUUUUCACCAGCGUGUGUGUCGUACCUGAAAACCUCAUGAUGAUUCUCACUGUUCUGAGAUCAUGUUUUCAUUUCAGUAUAUUUUUACUUGUAAUAUUGAUGCAUUCUGUUGUUACCCUUUACACAUGAUUGUGUAUAAUAAAUCUACACAGGAGUCUGAGUUGGACAGAAAUAAAACAAUAGAUGACUUGGGCAACAAUUAUUAAAAGGUUUAUUCACAAGAUUGAGCUGUUUAACAGGUUGAGAUGAAACAUUUACAUCAUGGAGCAGAUGAAAAUUUUGUGUAAAUCUACUGGAUUAGACAAAAUUGAAGAGCCAGUUUUGGAUCUGAACACAAAACUACGACACUUCAGAACAGACAACUGCAUGAAGAAAAUUAAAAAUCAUAUUUUAUUGAAAGA